UGCACCCACUGAGUUGGUUCUCCAGAAGCAGUGCACACAAACACACCCAAGAAACACCUGAGGGACUGUGCAGCCCUGCUAUCAAGUGCGCGAUGGCACCUCCUCCCACGAGAACGAGAUGAGCAGGUCGGAGUCGGCGCCGGGGGCAGCACCGGCCGUGGUGGUGAAGACGGUGGACCUGCAAACGGCGGCGACACCGGACGUGGGGGCGACGACGGUGGACGUGCAGACGACGGUGGCACCGGACGUGGGGGUGACGACGGUGGACGUGCAAAUGGCGGCGGCACGGGCCGUGGCGGUGACGACGGUGGACGUGCAGACGGUGGCGAGGGAGCUCCAGGAGCAGCAGGACGGCAUGAUGUACCUGGACGUGAGGACGGAGGAGGAGAUGGGGAAGGGCCACAUCCGCGGCUCCCUCAACGUCCCCUACUUCUUCGUCACGCCACAAGGCAUGCCGCGCUAACUAAUCUCCUCUUCUAUUGAUCCUAACACCGCCACCAUCAUAGAUUCAGCUCUGUCCUUAGGCACCAAUUAACCUCCGUCUAUAUGCAAACCA
Triticum urartu is the source of this 556-nucleotide messenger RNA. RefSeq lists its product as uncharacterized. Gene Ontology annotation, molecular function: catalytic activity. The record is from RefSeq and is a predicted model, not a curated record. Lineage: Eukaryota; Viridiplantae; Streptophyta; Magnoliopsida; Poales; Poaceae.